UGUGCCCCUCCAAGCCCGGCCUGUGGCGCCCCUGCGGCACCAUGAUCUCCGGCAAGGAGAAGAAUAAACCCCCGAAGGACAGCAUGACGCUCCUGCCUUGCUUCUACUUCGUGGAGCUGCCCAUUGUGGCAUCAUCCAUCGUGUCCUUAUACUUUCUGGAGCUGACGGACUUGUUCAAGCCGGCCAAAGUGGGCUUCCAGUGCUAUGACCGUACGCUGUCCAUGCCGUACGUGGAGACCCAUGAGGAACUCAUCCCCCUGCUCAUGCUGCUCAGCCUGGCCUUCGCCGCCCCGGCGGCCUCGAUCAUGGUUGGCGAGGGCGUGCUGUACUGCCUGCAGUCCCGACUGUGGGGACGCAGCGGGGCCCCUGGUGGGGCUGAAGGCAGCAUCAACGCAGGUGGCUGCAACUUCAACUCCUUUCUGCGGCGCACUGUGAGGUUUGUGGGCGUCCAUGUGUUUGGGCUGUGCGCCACGGCCUUGGUGACCGACAUCAUUCAGCUAGCCACGGGAUACCACGCUCCCUUCUUCCUCACUGUGUGUAAACCUAACUACACCCUGCUGGGCACAUCCUGUGAUGCGAACCCCUACAUCACCCAGGACAUCUGCUCCGGCCAUGACACCCACGCCAUCUUGUCUGCACGGAAGACCUUCCCAUCCCAGCAUGCCACUCUGUCAGCCUUCGCUGCCGUCUAUGUAUCGGUGAGUCGGAUCCCCCCCUCUUCCCCCAAGGUGGGCCCCACAUUUUCUCAGGGAGAGCCAGCUGUGGCCUCACUGUGCACCCCCGGCCCCCAGAUGUACUUCAACUCGGUCAUCUCCGAUACCACGAAGCUGCUGAAGCCCAUCCUGGUGUUUGCCUUCGCCAUCGCUGCUGGUGUCUGUGGGCUAACACAGAUCACCCAAUACCGCAGCCACCCCGUAGAUGUCUAUGCUGGCUUCCUCAUCGGUGCUGGCAUUGCUGCCUACCUGGCCUGCCAUGCAGUGGGUAACUUCCAGGCCCCACCAGCAGAGAAAACCAGUACCCCAGCCCCUACCAAGGAUGCACUGCGGGCCCUGACCCAGAGAGGUCAUGACUCAGUUUACCAGCAGAACAAGUCAGUGAGCACGGAUGAGCUGGGGCCUCCGGGGCACCUAGAGGGUGUAUCCCGGCCUGUGGUUCGAGAAAAGACAUCACUGGGCAGCCUGAAGCGUGCCAGUGUGGAUGUGGAUCUGCUGGCGCCCCGCAGCCCCAUGGGUAAGGAGAAUAUGGUGACCUUCAGCAAUACCCUGCCCAGAGUCAGCACUCCCUCUCUGGAUGACCCCGCCCGCCGCCACAUGACCAUCCAUGUGCCCCUGGAUGCCUCCCGCUCCAAGCAGCUCAUCAGCGAGUGGAAGCAGAAAUCCAUGGAGGGCAGAGGCCUGGGCUUGCCGGAUGACGCCAGCCCUGCCCACCUACGCGCCCCUACCGAGCCCAUGGCGGAAGAGGAGGAGGAGGAGGAAGAGGAGGAAGAAGAGGAGGAGGAGGAGGAAGUGGAAGAAGGGCCUGUCCCACCCUCUCUCUACCCUACAGUCCAGGCCCGGCCAGGACUGGGGCCUCGUGUUAUCCUGCCGCCCCGGCCAGGCCCGCAGCCCCUGGUGCACAUCCCUGAAGAGGGGGCGCAAGCAGGGGCAGGCCUGUCCCCCAAGAGCAGCGCAGCAGUACGGGCCAAAUGGCUCAUGAUGGCUGAGAAGGGUGGAGCCCCUGUGGCUCCCGGGCCACAGCAGCCCCGCGUGGCUAACCCACCUCGGCUCCUGCAGGUGAUUGCCAUGUCCAAGGGUCCUGGGGGGCCUGGCCCUAAGGCAGAGACCGCCUCAUCAUCCAGUGCCAGCUCCGACUCCUCACAGUACCGGUCCCCAUCAGACCGGGACUCGGCCAGCAUAGUCACCAUCGAUGCACAUGCGCCCCACCACCCUGUGGUCCAUUUGUCUGCAGGCAAUGCACCCUGGGAGUGGAAGGCUAAGGGGGCAGAGAGUGAGGGUGGGUAUGAGCUUGGGGACCUGGCACGCAGCUUCCGAGGGCCCAAGCCACCAGGUGUGUCCCCGGGCUCAUCCAUCAGUGAUGUGGACCAGGAGGAGCCACGGUUUGGGGGGGUGGCCACUGUCAACUUGGCCACCGGCGAAGGGCUGCCCCCACUGGGUACAGCUGAUGGGGUGCUGGGGCAGUCCAGCCGUGAGUCUACCCUGAGGCGUCAGGCAGCUGCCGGCCAGGGACUCUCGGGGCUGGCAGAGCGGGAGGCCGCAGAGGUGGAGGCAGAGAGCUACUACCGCAGAAUGCAGGCCCGCAGGUUCCAGGACUGA
Messenger RNA from Dipodomys spectabilis (banner-tailed kangaroo rat), 2312 nucleotides. RefSeq names its product phospholipid phosphatase related 3 (gene Plppr3). Lineage: Eukaryota; Metazoa; Chordata; Mammalia; Rodentia; Heteromyidae. The transcript is spliced from 6 exons. The record is from RefSeq and is a predicted model, not a curated record. Gene Ontology annotation, molecular function: phosphatidate phosphatase activity. Gene Ontology annotation, biological process: signal transduction; phospholipid metabolic process; phospholipid dephosphorylation. The coding region runs from base 42 to 2312 and encodes 756 amino acids.